Messenger RNA from Rhipicephalus sanguineus (brown dog tick), 3105 nucleotides. RefSeq lists its product as uncharacterized. Gene Ontology annotation, biological process: proteolysis; DNA integration. Gene Ontology annotation, molecular function: nucleic acid binding; zinc ion binding; aspartic-type endopeptidase activity. The record is from RefSeq and is a predicted model, not a curated record. NCBI's taxonomy places the organism in Eukaryota, Metazoa, Arthropoda, Arachnida, Ixodida, Ixodidae.
AUGAACCGCGAGUUCGCGGAAGGCCGAGAGGGGUCUGCGCCGUCUCCCGCUGUGUUCGGGAGCGUUCAGGACGGACGAGCCGUCUGCGGUGGCGCCAUGCGGCCCGACAGGAUCGGCAAGCCACACGAAGAGCAACUGCAAGGUGUCCAUCGAGCCAGAGACGCCGACUGCAAGGAGGUGCCAGCGAGUCCCAUCGCCAUCGAAAGUCGUCGGGAGCCGAACCACAGCGGAGGCCCCCAGCAGAAACGGCCCUACGCAGAGCAGAGAUUGAGCAAUCGAGUAGGUCGCCCUUCGAUGUCGGGAACGAACGACCGCCGCCAUACCGGCAUUGACGGAGUAGCACAAUGCGCUAAGAUGCUGAAGGCAUACAGGUUGCCGUGCGACGCGGAUGUCCCGAUGUGGUUCGAUGAGGUGGAAAAACUGUUUUCAUCCUUCCAGGUACCGGAAGAGAACCGAGUACACUUGAUAAUGCCUGCGCUGUCUGAGCGAGUCCGCUAUAUGCUGUGUAGCUUGAGUGAAGAGGAGUGUGUGGAUUAUGAGAUCGUGAAACGUGCGGUACUAAAUGAACUUAAGCUCACCCCAGCUGAGUACUUAGACAGGUUUCAAAAGGUGACGAAGAAAAGAGAGGAAACAUGGGCUCAGUUCGCUUCUCGGGCCAGAACGUACUUCGCGUAUUACCUGCAAUCUCGUAAUGCGGAUACUAAGGAAGCGGUUGCUGAGCUAAUGGUCGCUGACCGAAUGAAGGAGUUGGGCCCGGAAGGUCUAGAGUAUGUUCUUUUGCGGGAGGGCGAAAAGUGGUUCAAACCUGUAGAGGUUGCUAAAGUUCUCGAGACUUUUGAACAGGCGAAAGGAAAGGGUCGAGCAACUAAGACGGUUGGAGUGCCAACUGCUCCGCCGUUAGCCAGGCAGACCGGCAUAGAAAAGGCCAAUGUAAGGUGCUACAUUUGUCGCGGUCAGGGUCACGUGGCUAGGGAUUGUCCUCAGGCCUCAAGUAAGGAGCAGCAGGCGAAGUUGACCACUGUGCCUAAACAGAGAGUCCACAAUGUCGCCAUUGUUGGUAAGUUACCGCCACCCGAGCAGGAAAGGGUGCUGAGUGCGAGGGUGGAAGUAUUCGAGCGAAGUGCUGGCUCGGGCCGGUCGAAACUGGAACUUAUCCCGAUCACGUGCGGUGGCAUAACUACUGAAGCUGUGCUGGACACAGGCAGUGAAAUAACGGUGAUACGUGAAGGGAUACUUCCGCAAAGGGUAAAGGAUUCAUCGGGCGCAGUAAGGCUCCAGUCGGCGUUUGGAAAAACCAUCCAAGCAACUUUGGCUACAUUGCCAAUAGCUUUAAACUACCCGGGAGGGGUGGGACAACCACAGAAGGUUGAUCUGGUGUGUGCUAUUACUGACCAGCUCGCGGAUGGAGUUAACUGUCUGCUGUCAAAAGAGGAUUGGGAGUUACUGCAUGCACAGGAAGACAAUGGGAGUGAACGGGAAAGUGUUACGCAUGUCGUCAGUGCAGUGGGACUUCGAUCAAGUGAAAUGAAAGACAGCGAUACAGCAGUUUUAAACUGUGGCCGCGGUGAAACGGUUGAUGAGGUUCAAGAAUCGGGAGAAAGUGGUCCCGCUUUUGCCGAUCAGGUCACUAAUCAGCGAGAGCAAUUUAGAGCUGAGCAGCUUUCAGAUGAUAGUCUUCGAAGGUCAUGGGAGGAUGCAAGAAAAAAGAAAGCUGGCAUGUUUGUGGCAGACGGGCUCUUAUACCAUCAGGACGCUUUAGCGGGAGUCAAGGUCAGACAGUUAGUCCUGCCGGUUGAAAGGCGCAGCGAGGUGUUGGAGCUGGCGCAUGAGUCCUUAUGGGGUGGACACUUGGGGUCGAAAAAGACCAGGCAACGCAUAAAGUAUAGUUUCUUUUGGCCAGGAAUGGAAAGGGAUAUUGUUGAGCAUUGUAAGACAUGCCAUCAGUGCCAGACGCGGUCUGAUAGAAGGCAAAGUGACAAGAUACCCAUUACGCCACUCACGCGGCCGGAACACCCAUUCCAGGUGGUUAAUGUAGAUGUCAUCGGCCCUAUCGAUGUGCCGUCGGCGAGAGGCCACAGAUAUGCCCUGUGCCUCGUUGAUCUUUGCACUAGAUGGCCUGAGGUGGUGCCACUCCGAUCGUUGACUGCAAAGGCCACAUGCGAGGCAUUACUGGAAAUUUUUAGUCGCACCGGUGUUCCGGAAAUGGUCUGUUCUGAUCAGGGCACAAACUUUAAGUCACAAAUGACACAGCUGAUGUUGGAAAAAUUGGGCUGUUCACCAAGGUUUUCCACCCCUGAACACCCCGAGAGCAAUGGCGUGGUGGAAAGAUGGAACAGGGUUCUCAAAAAUAUGCUGUAUCAUGUAAUAGAACGUGACCAAAAGAAUUGGGACAAGCUUGUCCCAUUUGUGCUGUGGGCGUACCGCGAAGUGCCACAUGACACCACAGGGGUGUCGCCAUUCAGGCUGUUGUAUGGCAGAAACCCGACCGGGCCUCUAUCAAUUUUGCAACAGACCUGGACGGGUGAAGUAAUUGUGCCGGCAACUCUAAGAGAGAAACCAUCGAAGUAUUUGCAACAACUGCGUGAGCAACUAGAUCUUGCCGCGAGCGUAGCGGAGUUGACAAGCACUGCACACCAGGGCAGAUAUGCUGAAGUGUACAAUAGGAGGGCGCGAAGUAAAGAAUUUAAUGUUGGAGACCAAGUGCUGCUAUUUGAUACAGCUAGGGCAACAAAGAUGGCGGCCAGGUGGUUGGGGCCGUUCACGAUAACAGGUAAAGAGCGGGAACACUCUUAUCGCCUACAAAUGAAUGACGGAAAGUCCUCGGUGGUACAUGCAAAUCGGCUCAGGCCCUACUAUGCUAGAGUAAGCCACGUUGGGGUGGUCUUCGAGGAGGACGAAGAGUUUGGUGACGUGGAGUACGCGCCACAGGCGCUGCCUACUGCAGAUAGAGAGAGUGUGAUACCCCCCGAAAAGCUGGAUCACUUGCGUCCUGACGCGCGGAAGGAGAUUGAGAGGGUAUUUCAGAAACAUCGCUGUGUUUUUGAUGGAAAUCCUGGGAUGGCUCAGGCGACGGUCUGCUUGCUGGCCGAGGAGUGGAAUGUGUAA